Messenger RNA from Menidia menidia (Atlantic silverside), 5694 nucleotides. Lineage: Eukaryota; Metazoa; Chordata; Actinopteri; Atheriniformes; Atherinopsidae. The record is from the annotation of a GenBank genome assembly.
GCGGGCCAGCAGAGCACCGGCGGCCGGACACAGGCCGGAGAGCUGGACCAAACAGUGGACAGGCGGGUCACCAUGGAGUCAGGGAGAGGUCACCUGAAUCUGAAAACAGCCCUGCUGACCAUGAUGAUGUUUAAGUGGGGGACGCUGUGCACGGCCACCUCUGAGCGCUGCCUGUCCUCCCCCUGCCAGAACGGGGCCAGCUGUGUGGAGACCCUGCAGGACUACGCCUGCAUCUGCCCCGGCGGGGGGCUGCGCUACACGGGCAAACACUGUGAGGAGCUGUACGACGCCUGCUCCUUCGCCCCCUGUGAGAACUGCACCAGCAGCCCCGGGACCAGCGAGUACCACUGCCUGUGCCCCCCCGGCCUCACGGGGGAGAACUGCACCCAGGAGGUGGACGAGUGCCAGAGCAGCCCCUGCUCCGGCCCCCGCUCCCUGUGCGUGGACCAGCACCACGGCUACUUCUGCCGCUGCCCCCCCGGCCACGGGGGGCCGGACUGCCGGGACCAGGUCACAGACUGCAUCCACCAGCCCUGCGGGAACAGGGGCACCUGUGUGCUCCGGCCAGACGGGUUCCAGUGCCUCUGCGCCCCCGGGUACGAGGGGGCCGCCUGCCAGGAGGAGGUGAACGAGUGCGUGUCGCAGCCCUGCCAGAACGGGGCCAUCUGCGUGGACGGCGUGGCGGAGUUCCACUGCUUCUGCGUGCCCGGGUUCCAGGGCUUCAACUGCGAGAUCGACAUCAACGAGUGCGCCUCCAAACCCUGCAAGAACAACGCCACCUGCAUCAACGAGCAGGACCACUACCAGUGUGAGUGUCUGCUCGGAUUUGAAGGAAUCAACUGUGAGUCGGAGAUAGACGAGUGUGAGUCGGACCCCUGUCAGAACGGAGCCACCUGCCACGACGCCUUCGGCUCCUACUCCUGCGAGUGUCCGCUGGGGUUCGAGGGGGCCGACUGCGAGGUGGACAUCGAUGAGUGUGCCAGCGGGCCCUGUGAGAACGGCGGGCUCUGCCACGACAUGGUGAACAGCUAUGAGUGUGACUGCGAUGAAACAGGAUUUGAGGGACACAACUGUGACAUUGACAUCCCAGAGUGCGCCUCCCACCCCUGCCAGCACGGCUCCACCUGCCUGGAGGGAGUCAACGGAUACACCUGCCUGUGCUGGCCAGGUUUUAGAGGGCCCAACUGUGAGGUGGACAUAGACGAGUGUGCGGAGCAGCCCUGUGAGAACGGCGGGGAGUGUUUCCAGCGCUCGGACCCGUCCCACUGGGAGCUGGACUGGGAGCUCAGCUUUGCUGAUGCAGCUGGAUACAUCUGCCAGUGCCAGCCAGGUUUUGCAGGAGAGAACUGCUCCGUAAACAUUGACGAGUGUGAAUCGGAGCCCUGUCAGAAUGGAGCCACCUGUCAGGACGAGACCAAUGGUUACGUCUGCCUAUGCUGGGAGGGAUUCUUAGGUGAGCUGUGUGAGGUCAACGUGGACGAGUGUGAGAGCCAGCCCUGUGAGAACGGGGGCUGGUGUGAGGACGGGAGGGCCUCCUACACCUGCCACUGUCCGGAGGCCCCGGCCGGGGAGCUUCCCUGGGGGGGGGACCACUGCCACGUUAGGCUCUACGGCUGCGUGGACCACGGGUGUGAGAACGGGGCCACCUGCCUCCCCCGGCUGGAGCAGGGGGAGCACGCCCACUCCUGCCUGUGUCCUCACGGCUUCUCGGAUGAGCUCUGCUCCACCAGGACCACGUUCUCCAUGUCCCUUCCGGGAUUUGUCCACGUUGCCGUGGCUCCGGAGGACCCGGCUCACGGGGAGAUGAAGGUGGUGGACCAGCGCUUUGGGGUCCAGCUGCGCUUCCGCACCACCAUCCCCAGCCUGCCGCUCUUCUACCGAGGAGACGCCGACAGCUACCUGUUCCUGGAACUCUCAGAGGGGGGGCUCCACGCUAAAGCCUUUUCUGAAGACUCGGAGCUGGACGUGACGUUCCCCGGCUCCAUCAGCGACGGGCACUGGAGGGGGGUGCACGUGGUUGUGGGUGGUGAGGGCCUGGCCCUGACCCUGACAGGCCCGGACUGUGAGGCAGACGGGUGCACGGUGACCGACGGGGACCCGGAUGAGCCCCCGUUCAAGCCCUCCGGAGCCUUCUCCAGCGUCUACAUCGGCGGAGCCCCAGAGGAGUUUCUGGAGCGUUCUGGAAGCGGCGCAGGAUUCGUUGGCUGCAUGGAAGACCUGAUGAUUGACUCUAAGCUGGUUCCACCCCAGGCACUCCCGGAGCUCCAGGGCCUGGAGCUGGGCUGCCGUAAGGCGGAGUGGUGUGAGUCUGACCCCUGUAACGGACACGGACGCUGUGUGGAUCUGUGGACCAGCUACCGCUGCGACUGCCACCGCCCCUUCCACGGCCAGAACUGCUCUGAAGAAUUCCCGCCCAUGACCUACAGCCAUGAGGACACUCAGAGCUUCAGUGCCUUCAGGGUGGGCAGGAGCCACGGGAGCAACUUCAGCGUGUCCUUCUUCCUGAAGACUUUAAAACCAGACGGGCUGCUCUUCCAGCUGAGGAGGCCCACCGGGGGGGCCGAGGAGGAGGUCUACUUCUCCAUCUACCUGGGCAUGGGGCGGGUUUUUGUCAGCUCCCUGGCUAACAGCACCCCACUGACUGCUCCGGUUUUUGUGAGCUCUGGAGAGAAGCAGUUCCUGAUCGUGGAGGUCAGACGCAGCCAGGUGUUUUUUUACCACGCAGACCUCCCUUACAGAAUAGGAGACAUUCCGGAGAUGACUAUUUCCAGUGGAGAUCUCUUCUAUGUUGGAGGACUUCCCAGAGACUUGGACUCUGAUAGGUGGGGUGGACAUUUCAAGGGCUGCCUCCAGGACCUUCGACUGGACUCUGUACAUUUGGAUCUGGAUGGCUGGAAAACCUCAGAUGAAGUUUAUCCCCCCACUGAUGCUGAAAAUGUGAUGAAGGGCUGCAUAAGUGAUGACACGUGCAAGAUGAAUCCUUGUCAGAAUGGAGGAGAAUGCUCCGUCCUCUUCAACGAUUUUUCCUGCUCGUGUGAGCAGAAGUACACGGGGAAGACCUGUGAGACCCCCGUCUGGUGUGUCAGUGACCCCUGUGUCAGUGGGGGCCACUGUGUGGACCUUCCUGAUGGAUAUGAAUGCUUAUUCAACGCCACGUUUGAGAACGACUCCCUGCAGUACAGUUCUGGCGGCACCCUGUCCGAGCCGGUGUCGGACAUCUACCUGGAGCUGCGCAGCCGCUCGGACACGGCCGUGCUGCUGCGGGCGGCCCUGGGCUCCCAGCUGCUCCUCGUGGGCCUGCUGGACUCCUCCGUCUGGGUCAAGAUCCACACGGGCAACGACAUCGAGCCUGUGGUCCUGAAGGGGAGUCGGCAGGUGGCGGACGGGCUCUGGCACCGGGUGAGGGUCUUCCUGGCGGGGGGGGGGCCCCGGGCCUCCCCCUGGGUCAUCACGGUGGACGGGAUCACGGACGCCCGCGGCGGCGGGCAGCAGCCGGGGGGGCUGGGCUUCCUCAACCAGGAGGGCGUGCUGCUGGUGGCCGCCGAGAGCUUCUCCGGCUGCCUGGGCGCCGUGCGGGUGGGCGGGGUCUACCUCCCGUUCGGGGGGGACAGAGACAGGCCCCAGCGUUCCCAGUUCAACCUGGUGGGGGCCCCGGAGGUGCGGCUGGGCUGCCGGGGGGCCCCGGUGUGUGAUCCGGACCCCUGUCUGAACGGGGCCACCUGUGAGGACCUGUUCAACCGCUUCUCCUGCGCCUGCGGGCCGGGCUGGGAGGGGCCGCUCUGCGGGCAGGACCGGGACGACUGCGCCCCCCAGCCCUGCGUGCACGGCCGCUGCCGGGACUUCCUGUCCGGGUUCCAGUGCGAGUGCGAGCCCGGGUACGGGGGCCCGGUCUGUGAGCAGGACCUGGACGAGUGUGACCACCACGCCUGUGAGCACGGGGGGGCGUGCCAGGACGGGGUCAACGCCUACAGCUGCGUGUGCCCCCAGGACUACAGCGGCCCCCGCUGCCAGUGGGAAUAUCCCCCUCUACAGUGUGGUAAAGAUGUCCAGUGUGUGAACGAUGGCGUCUGUAGUGACGGUUUGUGGGGAGCUAACUGUACGUGCAUGCCAGGUUUCACAGGCAGCAGGAACGGAGGCGUCUGUUUGGACCGGUUCAGCAUGUUUGUGUGUGAAUGCCCGUCUGGAUUCAGUGGUCCAAUCUGUGACAUCAACAAACAAGCCCAAAAGCAGGAGAUGUCCUGGCUCAUAGUGGCCAUCCUCCUGCUGUGUGUCAGCGCCCUCAUCGUCUUCAUCGGCCUGACCUUCGUGGUGCUCACAGCCAGGAAGAAGCGCCAGUCGGAGGGCGUGUACAGUCCCAGUACCCAGGAGCUGGCUGGAGCCCGUCUGGAGAUGGACAGCAUGCUUAAGGUCCCACCAGAAGAGAGACUCAUCUGACAUCUGCUCCCAUGGGAUUCUAUUUAUAUGAAGAAUGUGGUUGAGAUACAGCCGGUUCUCCGGCUUCUUUUUUUGCAUGGCUUUGUGUAAGCAAAGCCAGAUCCUCUGAAGUUGGGCUCAUAUGUAAAUAUAUGUACACAGAUUAGAGCACAGCCUCAGGCGUUUCAUGGUCGACUUGUCCUCAUCAUUCCAAAACAACCAGUUUUCUUAGACUCAUUAUCGUCUAUUAGAAAUGCAUUAUCGUAGUCUUUCAUGUCCUGAAAUGGGCAGUGUACCACUUGGGCCUCCGGAGCCAGUUUCUAAAAACUGCAAGUCGGUUUCCAGCUUGAGAAACCAUAAAAACGUCUGAUCACAGAAUCUGCUAUUUUUUUGUCUGAUUAAUGAAUGAUGGUUGGGUUUAAAAACCCGUUCUACGUUUCUAUUGCCUAAAACGUCUAUGUGAAUAUCCACAAUAACAGCAUGUAAAAAUGCAAAUUUUAUAAGCAGUUUACUUUAAAUAAAGCGUAUUUAACAGAAAACAUAUAUGUAUGCGAGGCAUUUUAGUGUUUUAAAACAAAAAUAUGAUACCAGGAAGACAUUUUAAAAAUGUUGGUAAUGGUCCAUAUUUCCUUUAAACUUUGACUACUGUUAAACAGUAUCCGGUCCCCUUUAUCCUAACUUCAUCCAGUCAUCCGGUCACUAAACCAUUCAUUCGGGGAUGGAGCUAAUGCCAGCUGACACUGAACGAGAGGGAUUUUGUAUUUUGUAAUAAAAAAUAAGACGAAUGUUUUAAAUUGGACCAGAACUGUGUUUGUGUACUCGGUACAUAUCGGUACUAUCUGUGUUUACACUUUAACACGUUUCCUGACUAUUUGUUUACAGAAGACAGGCAUUUUUAAUUCAUCAUCACAUUUCAUGGUUGCAUUUAAACCUGUAUUUGUGGGUAGUACAAUGUGCUGCUUGUCAAAUCCUUGGAUUUUUCUGUUUUAUAUCUAAAGCAUCUCGAUCUUUUAUUGACUUCUGUUCAUUUGCAGCUUGUUCACACCCGGUGUCUUUGUCCGAAUGAUUUCUUUCAAACCUUCAAAAUAUCUACUCCCAGUUUACAGUUGAUAUUUAACUUGUUUUUCCUUUUCAAGUUGCUUCUUGUCAUGUUAACUGAAGCUUAUUUCUGGAUUAUGAGCUUGUUUACUUGUAUUCUCAGUAAGUUUCUAAUUAAAAGCCUCAGAGAACAUCCACCUUUUCACUCCUUUAUUGGGUGAUCAUUCACAGACAAUGAUGUUU